GGAAAAUUAAGAAAAAUAAACUAUCAAAAAUCUGAAAUACAAAUAAAACGUCUCCAACUAUUUUUAUCUGUAGUCAGAUUGUCUUUCCAUACCCUAAAUGCAACCCUUAUUAAAAAAACUAGUGUAACAUCACACAAUGAAGUAUGAAGGGCCACAGAAGAUUUUAAUUAAUGCUCAAAAAAUGGCAGUCCACAAGUCUAAAAGUACCAAAUGAACUAUUAUAUAAUGAUAAAUAUUAAAAUCAAUCAAAGUCAAAACAAAAAUAUAAAAACAAAAUCUUAUAAAAGAUUUGAAUAAAACUUCAAUUACUCAUUAAUAUUAGUUGUGGCCAUUAUCAAUUGACUAUGCACAAACACAGUUCCUUUCUUUGUCUUUCCUUCAUAUUUACAACAAAUCUCCCCUCCAUUUCUCUACCCUUCAACCUCAACUAGCUUAUACAAUAAUUAUUUUAUAAUUAUUUCCCUAACUAGGCUUUAUUUUAUCUUAUCUUAUCUUAUCUUAUUAAUUUUGGUAAUUAAGCCUAGGUAGGCUUUGUAAUGCUGGCAGUAUCCCCCUUAAGGAGUAACACCAAAGAUGGAAACAAAGGAGGUCCAAUGGAUCCGAAUUUCUCCAUGGGAAGUGAAGAAUUUCCGGAUUUUACAGGGGCAAAUUUGUUGGAUAGCAUCGAUUUCGAUGAUUUGUUCAUGGGUAUGCAUGAAGGAGAUGUGUUACCGGAUCUUGAAAUGGAUCCGGAUCUGUUGGCAGAAUUCUCACUUAGUACUAAUACUACUGUGGGAGAUGACUCUUCUGAUGUUAAUAAUUCAUCUGCUAUGUCUAUUGAGAAUGUUAUUAGUUCUUGUGAAGAUGGGGACUUAGCUUUAUUUGAUGCUUAUGAAGUUAAUAAUGAAAAUAUUAAUAUUCAUAAUGAUAAUAAUAUUAUUAAUAAUGAUGUUGUUAGUCAAGUAAUAAGAGGGAUUGAUAAGGAUGAGAAAGUUUUGGAAAAGGAUUUGAAGGAAGAGAUUGAGAGUAAAAUGGAUCUGAAAUCGGAGACCCGAAUACCCACCAAUAUAUCUUCUAAGGAAAGUGAGAAAGGGAAGAAAUCAUCAUCCAAUUCCAAACUUUCUGGGGCUAACAAUUUUAGUAAUAAUAACAACAAUCAAGCCAAGAGAAAAACCAAGGUGGAUUGGACGCCGGAGCUUCAUAGGAGGUUUGUGCAAGCAGUGGAGCAACUAGGAGUGGAUAAGGCAGUUCCUUCAAGGAUUUUAGAGCUUAUGGGAAUUGAUUGUCUCACUCGUCAUAAUAUUGCAAGCCAUCUUCAGAAAUAUCGAUCACAUCGAAAACAUUUGCUAGCUAGGGAGGCAGAGGCAGCAAAUUGGACACAAAAGCGACAAAUUUAUGGUGUCGCAAUGGGAGGAGGCAAAGGUGGUGCUAAUGUAAGCCCGUGGUAUCCACCAACAAUGGGUUUCCCUCCAAUGACAACCAUGCACCAACCUUUUAGACCACUUCAUGUUUGGGGACAUCCAACUAUGGACCCUCAAGCUAGGGUGCCUAUGUGGCCUAAUAAACAACUUAAUGUUGUUCCUCCAACUACUCCUUUACCUCCAGCAUGGGCUCCUCCUCCACCACACCCUACCUCAGCUGAUCCAUCAUUUUGGCACCAACGAAGACUACAAGUACCAGUAGCAGUAGCAGUUCCGGGGAUCCCACCACAUACAAUGUUCAGACCGGAUCGACAUGGGCUUCUUCCUCAGUCUGGAUCCCGCCCUUCCAUUGACCUUCAUCCGUCGAAGGAGAGUAUAGAUACAGCCAUUGGAGAAGUUUUAGCAAAACCAUGGAAGCCACUCCCAAUAGGGUUAAAGCCACCAUUGAUGGACAGUGUUUUGGUGGAACUCCAACGUCAAGGCAUUUCUAAGAUUCCCCCUUCUUGUCCUUGAUUUAUAAAUAAAUUAUCGAUAUAUAAUAUAACCCUCAAUUUGACGACAUAUCUAAAAAUAUAUAAUAAUAAUAAUAAUAAUAAUAAUAAUUUACUACACUCUCUUUUCUAGUUCAUCUCUCUUUAUGUUUCUCUAUCCAAUGUACAACGACUUACGAGUGUUGUUUUGUGAAUAAAUUUUGUUA
This is a messenger RNA of Amaranthus tricolor (Joseph's coat), 2097 nucleotides long. Its product is annotated as transcription activator GLK1. The transcript is spliced from 5 exons. Bases 537 to 1913 code for a protein of 458 amino acids. Gene Ontology annotation, molecular function: DNA-binding transcription factor activity; transcription cis-regulatory region binding. Gene Ontology annotation, biological process: positive regulation of DNA-templated transcription. The record is from RefSeq and is a predicted model, not a curated record. Gene Ontology annotation, cellular component: nucleus. Lineage: Eukaryota; Viridiplantae; Streptophyta; Magnoliopsida; Caryophyllales; Amaranthaceae.